UAAAGCGAUACAGUAAAAGGUUCGCAGUCUUGGUGUGAAACGUCCCAUCGCGAAGUAUUUCAGUUGCCAAGAGUGGAACUGUAACGCAACAAUGAAAGCUCGACGACUGCAAGGAGUAAUUGUCGGAAAGCUGGUGAUAUUCGAAGUGAAAAUGACAGAAAAUGAAGGACCGCGAAAACAGGCCCAGGCACUCGAUUAUCCAAAGGGAGGAAAAAUAUCCAGGACAUCCAAGCAAACUAAUAAUGAUAUGCAGAAAUACAGGAGGCGCCCAACUGAUCUCAGAUUUGGAUUUUAUUUACUUGUGACAACCACGUCUUUCUCAUGAAGACGAACGUUUGUAUAGGUUUCAAAUGACGUAGUGAUCCAUAAGUGGCAGUGACAUGGGAGUGGCGUCUGUUGCAUUUUGUCGCCGCCUCCUUGGUUCAGUUCUUGCAUUCUCCGGCCGCACUUUGCAGGGUCGACGUGCUUCCUGAUGUUUUCAUCCAUUAAUCGGGAGUUACCCAGACCAGCGCGUCGUUGGAAGACGUGAGAGGAAAAGAGGCACAAAUUAAGCCUUUGCAGUUUAAAACCCAUCAGUGCCACAUCUCAGAAUGCAUCUGGAUCAGUUUUUAUUUUUGGCAUCAGCACUAUAUCCAUGUGUGACUUUAUGGAUCUUUUUGAGUGAUUUGCAGAAGAACAUAAUCUGGAAGAGUUUUUUUAUCAUCUACUUUUUGAUCAACUCUGCAUUUUGUGAUGACUUUAAAUUGAAUUGUCCACCGAAAGUAGUGGCCAUUGCUGGCAGUGACCUCACAAUCAACUGCACAGGCAGUGGGGCCCAUGGCAAUUUUCUUUAUGCUUGUUGGGCUCGCAAGGGCGUAGUUGUAGCAGAAUAUCCCAGAAAAUCUAGGAAUCCUGUAAUCAUCUUGGACGAGAGUCGCAUUAAAGAAGAUGACUUUUCCCUGCCAUUUCACUUGGUGAAGGUGUCUGACAGUGGCAAUUACACCUGUACUGUGACAUUCGGAGAGAUUUUUCGUGAGAAGAACGUUACCGUAAUUGUAGCAGUUCCGCAUGAAGAGAUAAAACAAGAACACUCAAAACCUACAGCAUUUAACAAUGUCACAGUUAGUACAGGUUAUCGACAAGAUACUAAAGUACAGUUCAUUGUCUUAGGUGUGCUGUUUGCAUCGUUCAUAUUGGUCUGUACAUUACUGUUCUGGCGGCAUAAGAAAUUAGGAUCUCCGGAGCCUUUUAUAUAACUGUGGAUGUUUUGCUUAUUGCACUGCGCCAUAUCCUGGAGGACUCAAAGAAUGGUAGAAUAUGCCACAGCAAAGACUGUUUGACCUGAAGCACAAGUGACCACUUCUUUGGAAAAUAAGAAGAGCGAGGGUGGAGAGCACAGUGCCUACUUUUACCAAAAGGUUUUAAAGAUUUUUUUUUUUUCCCCUCGCAACUGUAGACAUUGUCAAAGAAGAGACAAGUGAGACCCAAAAAGAGUUGGGGCAGCCACCCAUAAUUGGUUUCCUGGGUGCAAAAGAGUGAUUUUUUGUGUACAUUUGAGUAGAUUUAUGUGCAGAACAGAACUGUCUUUAUGAGGCAAAGAUGGCGGUUUUAAAGAAGAUGACAGGAAGUGAUGUCAUCUGGGCCGGAACCGUAAAGUGAUGUUGUUAGAACCAGGUGGGAUUUCCUGUAAUCUGUCUGCAUUGGAAAGAGAGAGAGGUUCAGUACACUCUGCCACCCCCUGGUCUGGAGUGGAAUCGUACUCCUUUAGGCCCAUGCACACGUGUGUGACAACAUAUUUAUGCCUUUUUAUAUUAUGUCUCUAUCAUAUAAAAAAAAAAUCUUGGGUUGAGACGUGAUUUUCUCUGAGACACUUUAGUGUCCCGCGAGAUAAGGAGGACAGCUGCUGUACAGGCUUUUAAAUGAUUGAAGUGCUGCGCAACAAACAGAUCACACGGCACAAGCAGCAGCAAGCCAGCUGAUCGUGCAUAGAGGAGGUAAAAAACAAAAAAUGGAUUUGUUUCCCAUUGUAUCACCGUUUAAGAGGGGGGUUCGGAGGGGCAAUUGCAUCUCCUUGGCAUGCGUUCAGCCCCCCUCCCUCUUCACAACUCGAGAGGCAGAGACACGAAGUGGCUAGCGCAUAGUGCGCCGCGGGGGGAGAGAGGGGGUGGGCGAGCGAAGUAUAUAGUUUUUGUUCCAAUAAAUUUUAAAUGUUUCAAAUAUAACAAGCAAGUUUGUUUUGGGGUUUUUUUUUUUUUUUUAGCCCCCUGCAGAACUGAAUCUGUGUUACUUUUCAAACCUGACAUGGAAAGUUUUUUGUUUCAUGCAAAUGUGAACAGACCAUGCUCUUUGAUAUGGGAUUAAUAAAAGCAGUGUUCUCGUUUGUGAUCCACCACCUGUUGGAAUGACAGACACGCAGGUACUUGUCCUUUUUAUUAGGGUGGCUGUUAGUCUAAUGUGGUUAAGGUCAUCUUUGCCUUGCAGUUAUUAUUGCACUGCCUAGCGGAUUUAUAUGAAACAUGAAACCACAUCCACAACGUUUUUUGAAAAUAUCCCUAACAGAAAAAAAAAAAUACACAAUUUUAAUAAUAUUUUUGAACGUAUUUUUUUACUAGAGCCAUCCGGUUGCAGAACUUGUUUAAAGCUGCUUUUGGGACACAAAGAGCCCAAUACAGUGGAAUGUGCUUUUUUGUGGAUUGAGAUGCAACAUCAAGUGUUUGAUGUGAGAGAAAGAGAGCCAUGCUGAUGCUGCAGAACUUUGAAUAUUCAUCAGAUGGCUGUUUAAAAACUCUGCAGUGGGGCCUUUAUCUAUCCAUUAUAUAGAGCAGGGGUGGUCAACUCAGGUCCAACUCAAACCACCUACACCUGAACACCAGCAAAACCAAGGAGCUGGUGGUGGAUUUUAGGAGGCCCUGACCCCUCAUGGACCCCGUGAUCAUCAGAGGUGACUGUGUGCAGAUGGUGCAGACCUAUAAAUACCUGGGAGUGCAGCUGGAUGAUAAACUGGACUGGACUGCCAAUACUGAUGUUCAGUGUAAGAGAGGACAGAGACGACUAUACUUCCUUAGAAGGCUGGUGUCCUUCAACAUCUGCAAUAAGAUGCUGCAGAUGUUCUAUCAGACGGUUGUGGCGAGCGCCCUCUUCUACGCAGUGGUGUGCUGGGGAGGCAGCAUAAAGAAGAGGGACGCCUCACGCCUGGACAAACUGGUGAGGAAGGCAGGCUCUAUUGUAGGCACAGAGAUGGACAGCUUGACAUCCGUGGCAGAGCGACGGGCACUGAGCAGACUCCUGUCCAUCAUGGAGAAUCCACUGCAUCCACUAAACAGGAUCAUCUCCAGACAGAGGAGCAGCUUCAGCGACAGACUGCUGUCACCGUCCUGCUGCACUGACAGACUGAGGAGAUCGCUCCUCCGCCACACUAUGGGACUCUUCAAUUCCACCCCGGGGGGUAAACGUUAACAUUAUACAAAGUUGUUGUCUGUUUUUUACCUGCAUUAUUAUCAAUCUUUAAUUUAAUAUUGCUUUUUGUAUCAGUAAGGUGCUGCUGGAG
Messenger RNA from Erpetoichthys calabaricus (reedfish), 3526 nucleotides. RefSeq lists its product as uncharacterized. The transcript has 7 exons. NCBI's taxonomy places the organism in Eukaryota, Metazoa, Chordata, Cladistia, Polypteriformes, Polypteridae. The coding region runs from base 591 to 1235 and encodes 214 amino acids. The record is from RefSeq and is a predicted model, not a curated record.